GGCAAUAGUGAAGAGUUUGGCCUACUAUCGCUGGAGUUUGAUGAAAAUUUUUGCAUGGGCGGACCUGGUGUAAUAUUGAGUAGCGAGACCCUGCGCCGAGUUGCUCCGCACAUACCUACAUGCUUGAAGAAUCUGUAUAGCACACAUGAAGACGUGGAGGUGGGACGUUGCGUGCAAAAAUUUGCUGGCAUACCGUGUACCUGGAAUUAUGAGAUGCAAUAUAUUCUGAGACAUAACUCAAGCGGUCCAUACGCAUUCACUGGUAAAUUAAAACGUAAGGAAAUACACAAUGCUAUCUCUCUUCAUCCGAUCAAGCAAUCACCGCUGAUGUAUCGCCUGCAUUCCUUCGUACAGGGCCUUAAAGCAGAGGAAAUGCGGCAAGAGUCACUCGAGUUACAUCGAGAUAUUAAGCGUAUGGCUAGUUUUUUGGAAAUACCGAGCGAUAGCAAGUAUUUGGUACCCGGCAUUGAGUUAAUACCCGAAAAGACUAACAGCGAUCAGCACUACGAAGAUCAUAACAUUUUAGGCAUUGCUCCGGAUCUGAAGAAAUCCAGGCCUUCGUCAACAGCUGAUCUCCUCGAAUGGUCGUUCAUUGCUCGAAGUCUCUACUCCAGUGAAAAUGCGAACCCAAAGCACAAAAUCGAUUCGGCGUUGCGCGAGGGCCUCGAAGACGUUAUCACAGAAGUUAUGGAGAAUAUAAAUAAUUAUUCCCGACAAAGGGGUCGCGUUAUUGAAUUUCGGGAACUACUUUACGGCUACAAUCGACUGAAUCCUCUGCAUGGACAAGAUUUAAUACUCGAUCUCUUGUUGAUCUAUAAACGGUAUCGAGGCAAAAAGAUGACUGUACCAGUGCGUCGUCAUUUGUAUGUGCAACGCGCUUUCACUGGUACUUUUGUGAAGGAAUUCAACGAGGACUUCUACAACUACACGCUACAAACAAGUGGGUGAAAAAUAUUUGUGGAUCGAAUAAAUAUGUAUAUUUUAGAGUUAUGACAAGUAUAGUAUUUAUAAAAUAGUAAGUAUACUCUAUAAAUUGACGAAGCUAUGUUAAUAGCCUGGGCUCCAAAUCGUAACACAAACCGUUCACGGAUCGAAAAUCAUACGAAAGAAAAUUACGUGAUACGUCAGCCGUUCAAGCUGAAUGGGAUA
Messenger RNA from Rhagoletis zephyria (snowberry fruit fly), 1149 nucleotides. RefSeq names its product chondroitin sulfate synthase 1-like. Gene Ontology annotation, cellular component: Golgi cisterna membrane. Gene Ontology annotation, molecular function: glucuronosyl-N-acetylgalactosaminyl-proteoglycan 4-beta-N-acetylgalactosaminyltransferase activity. Lineage: Eukaryota; Metazoa; Arthropoda; Insecta; Diptera; Tephritidae. The record is from RefSeq and is a predicted model, not a curated record.